UUGGUAAUAUAAAUCACUUUACCUGAUCAUCUUUAAUAUAUUUUUAGAUUGUAUUGUCAUCAGGAAUUUGUAAUUAGUACCUUAGCUAGUGAUGAUCACCUAAACUACUUUAUUUCCCUCUUCAAUAUGAAGGUUGUGGAAUUUGACCUAAGCAUCUACCCCUUUUGGUAUCUGAAAGCAGACCACUUCUUAGUUCAUAGACUUUCUUUCUUUUAGUCAUGAGAAUUACAUUUACACGGCGAAAAUUCAAGCUACACGAGAACAUUUGACAUUUCAGGGUACGAAGAUCGUCAAUUAAUCUGUUAGAUUUUCUAGUUUACGAUUUCUAAUUCUGGAAUAUGGAUAAUAUUUUAGGAAUAUAUUUCUAGGCCAGGCGCAUUUGCAUGAUUUAUAUGAUUUGUGGAUUUGCAGGUUAAGAAUGACUGCUGCUUCUGCUGCUGCUGCUAUACCCCCUCAAGAAAAGUAUGAUGUGUUUCUAAGUUUCAGAGGUGAGGACACCCGCAAUACUUUUACCAGCCAUCUUUAGGCUGCUUUAACGGGGAAGAAGAUCACCUACAUAGACGACAUACUUGAGCGAGGAAACGAAAUUUCACCUACCCUUCUCGAAGAUAUCAAAGCUUUCUGUUAUCAUUUUCUCGAAAAACUAUGCUUCUUCUACUUGGUAUCUGGAUGAACUUGCGCACAUACUUGGAUGGAAGGAAAGAAAUGGGCAGCUUGUUUUACCCAUUUUUUACGACAUUGAUCCAUCACAUGUAAGAAAGCAGCAGGGGAGUUAUGCAGAUGCAUUUGCUCAACUUGAAGAACGUUUCAAGGACAAUAUGGACAAGGUGCACAACUGGCGGGAUACUUUGACGAAAGCAGCCAAUCUAUCUGGGUUUGAUAAUUCAAACAGAUCCAGGACGGAUGCAGUUUUAAUUGACAUAAUUGUCAAGUAUGUUCUGAAACAAUUGAGUCGCAAUUCGUCAAGUGAUUUAAAGGGCCUAUUUGGAAUUGAAAGUCGCAUUCAGGUUGUUGAAUCGUUACUAUGCAUUGAUUCACCAAGUGUUUUGACGAUAGGUAUUUGGGGCAUGGGUGGUAUUGGCAAGACCACCCUUGCUGAUGCUGUAUUCUACCGACUCUCUUGUGAAUUUGAAGCAUCUUGUUUUCUUGCAAAUGUUAGCGAGGAAUAUGCAAAACAUGGACCAAAUCACGUGCGACAUAAACUUCUUCGUCAGCUUCUAAAGGAAAAGGAUCUAAGUGUCGACACUCCAUCUAUAGGGUCAACUUUUGUAAAAGAGAGGCUACACCGUACAAAGGUCUUCGUUGUUCUUGAUGCUGUGGAUAAAAUAGACCACAUAGAGCUUCUGGCUGGAGAUGAUGCUUGGUUUGGCCCUGGAAGCAGAAUCAUUAUCACGACUAGAGAUAAAAGUCUACUUGAGAAAAAGAAUAUUCAUGAUUCUAAGAUAUACAGGGUUCAAGGGUUACCUUCUGCUGAAGCUCUUAAGCUAUUUAAUUUGAAUGCUAUCGGAAAUAGCACUCCUCAAACAGAUUACGCAGAAUUGUCGGGAAAGGUGUUAGAUUAUGUCAAUGGUCUUCCUUUAGGUCUCAAAGUUUUGGGUUCCUUAUUUUUUCCCUGCAAGAGAAAAGAAGAAUGGGAAGAUGUAUGGAACAAAUUGAAGAAAUAUCCCGACAAAAAUAUUCAGAAUGUGUUGAGACUGAGUUACAAUGGAUUGGACGACAAUGAAAAGGAGAUAUUUCUUGAUAUAGCAUGUUUUCAUAGAGGCAUGGUAGUGGACUAUGUAAAAAGAAGGUUACAGAUUCGUGGUUUCUAUCUGACUGGAAUUGAAGCUCUCAUCGCUAAGUCUCUCAUAUCAAUUUCAAAAUGGGGAUGCAUAGAGAUGCAUGAUAUGAUACAAGAGAUGGGUCAGCAAAUUGUACGUGAACAAUGUUGUGAUGACCCUGGAAAACGCAAUAGGUUGUUCGAUGCUGAGGAUAUCCAUCGGGUUUUGGAAAAUAAUGCAGGAAGUGCAACAGUUCAGUCGAUAGUCCUCAACGGGUCUAACAAUAGAAACCUACGCUUGAGUCCUGAAUCCUUCAAAAAGAUGUAUAAUCUGAACUCGUUGGAGAUUACUACUCCUUUGUACAUUUCUCAAGAUCUUGAGUCUCUCCCCACUGCUCUUAGAUCUCUUUACGGGGAGAGAUACCAUUUGAAAUCGUUGCCAACAAAGUUUUCUCUACAAAAUCUAGCUAAUGUGGAACGAAGGCCAGAAUCUUGGGAACUGAAAAGUGAUCGAUCUUCAUUGCUCGAGACGUCUGACUAAACUUCCAAAUCUCUCUCAAAGUUGAAGCAUUGAGCAUGUAGAUCUUUUUGCCUGUACAAAUUUGGUUCAACUUCCUUUGUAUAUUUAAUAUCUUGACAAGCUUAAACAUCUGAAUCUGGGAUUCUGCUUGAAGCUCAAAAACCUUCCGGAGAUGCCAUACGGUAUUGAAUCCAUAGAUAUAAUCCAGACCGCAAUAACGGGAUUGCCUUCAUCA
Pyrus x bretschneideri (Chinese white pear) is the source of this 2514-nucleotide messenger RNA. Its product is annotated as TMV resistance protein N-like. The record is from RefSeq and is a predicted model, not a curated record. Bases 819 to 2300 code for a protein of 493 amino acids. Gene Ontology annotation, molecular function: ADP binding. The transcript is spliced from 4 exons. Gene Ontology annotation, biological process: defense response. NCBI's taxonomy places the organism in Eukaryota, Viridiplantae, Streptophyta, Magnoliopsida, Rosales, Rosaceae.